Molecule: messenger RNA, 6542 nt
Organism: Thrips palmi
Lineage: Eukaryota; Metazoa; Arthropoda; Insecta; Thysanoptera; Thripidae
Product: cell surface glycoprotein 1
Exons: 12
Coding region: 341-4222 (1293 amino acids)
Biological process (GO): protein dephosphorylation
Molecular function (GO): protein tyrosine phosphatase activity
Source: RefSeq, a predicted model, not a curated record
CGCCGUCGACCUGGCCAAGCCCGUCCUGAACGAGCUGGUGUCGGGGCCCCAGGCGCCCCAGGCCCCACAGGCGCCCUCGCUGGAGCAGGCGGUCAAGGCCGCCGAGGCCACGCCGCAGCCCACUAGUGCACCUGGUGACAGCCACAGUACAACGCCGCAGCCCACCAGGCUCGCGGCAGCAGGGAAUAAAUUACCACGGCCGACGGAGAAGACACCCGCCGAGCGCGGUCCUCGGCUGGUGAGCACGGAGCAAGAUGCCAACUCGCUGGCCACUCGGCCUCGCACGCACCGCCAGGACGCCGUCGGAGGGGAGGCCGAGGACGCGGACCCCGCGGGGGGCAUGACCAAACGUCCGCGCGUCCGUAUUUCGGUGCGCCGCGGCGUCAAACCCAACGCUACCUCGAGUGCCCCGACGCAGCUCCCCGCCGCCCCCGCCGCCCCCGCUGCGCCUGCGUCGCCCCCGCCCACCAAGGAGGCGGACUGGAAGCCCUUCGCCGUGGAGGACAACGCGCUGCUGACGACGGAGCCGCCCGCCCCCGCUGCCGCGGCCAAGCCCGGACCGCCGCCACCCACAGUGGCCUCGGCGCAGCCGCAAGAGCGCCCCGCCGGCAAGGAGGUCGGGGAGAUGAUGGAGCUGAGCUCGGUGUCGCCGCUGCAGCGUUCCAGGUUGUCGACGCUGCGGUGGCGACACCCGGAGCGGGACGACGGCCCCACCGAGCCGCCGCGAAGGCUGCGGCACCGGGAGACACCGUGGGAGGCCGGCGCCACCACCACACACAGGCCGCACUCCAAGCGCGGGUCCGUCCGGUAUGGUGCUAGCGCUGCGACCCCUGCGGCCUCGACUUCCACGUCGACAUCCACGUCGACCUCCACGACGGGUGCCACGCCCACCAAGUCGUUGGACGAGGACAUGCGCGUCCCCGAGACGGCCUACGCGUGGUCCUUGGCGGCCAUGCGCGAGCCAGGCUCCCCGGGGCCCUCGGGGGCCGCCAUGCCGGAGGAGGCCCCGCAGGGGGUCGUUCCCAUUGCGGGCCCGUCGUUAACCACAGAGUCGCCAACCAUCGUCAUCGAGGUGUCCACCCUGCCAGACGUGACUCCCGCUCACGCGCACGCCAUCCACACGGUGCACGCGGUGCCCGCCAAGGCCGAGGCCGAGGAGUUCAGCAAGGACCGGCGGCCGGCGCCGCAGACGCAGCCCGACAAGAUGAGCAACAUGAUGCUGGACUCUGAGCCCCACCUGCCGCUGGAGAGCGUGUUCUCGACCAGCCGGCCCGCACCGCGGCCGCAGAGCAAGCCGCCACUGCCCGCAGCGCCCGCCACACCCGCCGCGCCCACCACGCCCGCCACCAACAACACGGGAGAGAACCUGGUGGUGCAGCCGCUGCCAGAAGACGUGAUCGUGGAGGUGGAGCCGUCGCGCGCUCCGACGCGAACCCCAGCCUCCACGCCGCCAAGCCCCGCGCACAUCGCACACAACGCGGUGCAGGCCUCAGACGACGAGGAGGAGGACGAUGACGAGCCAACCAACCCGUCCAACAUCCACGUCAUCGACCCACCCGACCUGGCCACGCCAGCAAUGGGCCCAGCCCCCGCCGCGCCUGCAGCCCCCUCGUCGACGUCAACCACGUCCACCACUAGCGGCCGGCCCGACCUCUGGCGCCCAGUGCAGCCAGUGCAGCCAGUGCAGCCGGCAGUGCCGACGCCAGGCACCCCCGCGGGGCCGGGGAUGGUGGAGUACUUCACUAUCGCGCCGUCGGCCAGCGCGCCCAGUGCACCCAGCGCACCCAGCGGCUCGACCUCGGACUCGGCCUCGGGCCCCGCGAGUGGUUCUGGCCCGGCGAGUACAACGUCGAUGGGCAGCGCGCCAACGGCCGAGGCCUCGCCCAGUGGCGCAGCUCCAAGCGCGGGCGCCGACCAGGACUUGGACGAAGACGUGAUUCCAUCGGCCGCCGCCCCGACCCCGCUGCCAGAGGACACGGUGCCGUCCACGCUGCCGCCCGACGACGCGGCGGAGGAGGAGGAGCGCGAGGAGGACGCGGUGCUGGGCCCCGUGCUCGUACCCACGACGCGCGGCAGGCCGAACACCACGCCGGCGGCCGCCGUGACCGAGGAAGACGACCCCGUCGACAUGUCGAAGCGGCAGCCACCCGUUGCCACCGUCACUCCGGAAGACGCGUCUCCCCCGGCCAGGGUGCCGAUCGGCGGCGACGUCCAGGACAAGACCACGGCGUCGCCAACACUCGCUGAGCCUACCGCGCCGUCGGUGGACACCUCCGCGGUAACGGCGGCGUCCCCGGCUCCCACGACGCGCACCGCGCCACCGCCCCCACCGCCCACGCUAGUGCCCACCGCCCCCGCCACGCCGCCCGCAUCGCCGGCCGCGCCUGAGACGACGCCAUCGCCAACUGAAGCCGCCGCGACGACCAUUGUCUCCCAGCCUCCGGCGUCGCCGUCGUCCCCACCAUCACCAACACCAACAACGCCGACCACCCCGACGGCGUCCUCUCCAACGCCGACGCCAAACGUCGGGGAGGUGCACGGCAGUGACGGCGAUAUCUCGGAGCCCUUCGAUGACACCGGGACACCGCUGCCGGAAGAACCAGUGCCCGAAAUCACCCCUACCCCCACCCCCGAGCCGCCACCCGCAUACCUGCGUCUCGUCAUGGAGUCCGACUGGGGGCGCUUCUGCCAGGAGGUGGAGGCCUUCAAGGACGCCGCUGCCUUCCUCAUGACCAACGGCACGGGCAUGAAGGUACACGCCUCGCAGGUAGUGCUGCUCAACACGGGCGUCUCCUGCUCCGAGGCCGCCGACGAGGCUCGCGCCGAGGACACGACCACCACGGAGUCGCCCAGCGCCAGCGCCAACCCUAUGAGCAACAUGAUCAUCAUCCAGAUGUACGUCGCCGACACCGCGCUCCACUUCAACCGCAACCUCACCGAGGACUUCCUCCGUUUCUGGGGCUGCAGGGGGCUGGAGUACCCGAUCCGCAAGGUGGACCUGGUGCUGCAGCCUCUGGUCGGCGCGGACGGCGGCUCGGGACAGGGCAGUGGUGCGGGGGUCAUCGCCGCCAUCGCCAUCUCCUGCGUGGCCGCCGCCUGCCUGCUCGUCCUCGCCGCGCUCCUGCUCAUCAUGCGCAAGCGGCAGAAGAGCCUGAGCUACGGGCAGCGCUGCACGCCGGUGUCGCUGGACGCCUACAGCCUGGACAGCGUCUCGGUGUGCAACAGCAGCAGCGUGCGCCGCAAGGGCGCGGGGGUGGGGGCGCGCGCCUCGAAGCGCUCGUACGGCAACCCCGCUUUCGCCGACCCGGCUGCGCCGUCGCACCCCCUCACCUUCCCGGCGCUGUCCAACGUGAGCUCGGACCGCAGCGCCCUGGAGGCCGAGUUCUCCAACAUCCCGCAGGUGGCGCCCAAGGCCGACGAGCUGCCGGACGGCGCCGACACCCGCAACCGCUACGCCAACGUGAUCCCCCUGCCCGAGACCAGGGUGACGCUCAGCUGCAAGGAUGGCGACCCGCUGUCCCAGUACAUCAACGCCAACUACGUCCGCGGGCCCAAGAACGCCGAGAAGUUCUACAUCGCGUGCCAGGCGCCGCUCGCCACUACCGUGCACGACUUCUGGCGGAUGGUGUGGGAGACGCAGGCCAAGGUCAUCCUCAUGCUGACGGACCUCGUGGAAGACGGCGUGGAAAAAUGUGCCGACUACCUGCCGCCGUCAGAAGUGACCGACUGCCACCGCCUGUUCGGGGACUUCCAGGUCACGCUGAAGAAGCGAGAAGUGAAAGACAAAUACGUGGUCUCGAGCAUCCAGCUCAAGAACAUGGAGACGAACCUCUGGCGCGAGGCCACGCACAUGUGGUACAUGGGCUGGCCCAGCAGGGGCGUCCCCGACGACCCCAGCACCAUCAUCGCCUUCCUGAUCGAGGCGCGCGCCUUCAUGCGCAACCCCAGCGCGGCGGCGGCGGGCGCCCGGCAGGCCCCCAGGGCGGCGCCGCACGUUGUGCACUGCAGCCCCGGCACGGGCCGCACCGGCACCGUCCUCGCCAUCGACCUGUGCAUCCGGGAGUUCGAGACGACGCGCCAGGUCGACAUCCCGCGCACAGUGUACCGGCUGCGCAAGGACCGCGCGGGCAGCGUGCAGACCAAGGAGCAGUACAUGUUCGUCUACAAGGCCCUGAAUCUCUACGCGACCAAGCUGACGGGGGGAGCCCUGGACUCGAUAUGAAGGAUCGCGACUAGUCCACUGUAGUAGAGUUGCCAACACAGCUAGCAAGUCAUGAACGGGAUGAAGAAGGAACAAAGGAGAUGGUGAUGUCUUUGGCAAGAGAAUACAUGUAGUUGCUUUUUUUUCAGCGGUCGGGUACUGCUUUUAACUUCUUUUUAUUCUGUUGAGAAAUAUUACAGCACUGAUACCAACUAGGUUUAAGUCGGAGGGCAAAGCUUUAGUUUGAAAGAAAGGUAAGCCUUAUCCAACAAUGUUGUAUUCCAAUGUACAUUCCAUGACAGAAACUAGAAUUUUUACUCUUUUUUAACCCAUAAUUUCCUUGUGUUUUUUCUUUAUUUUUUUGUAUUCCUUGUUAUGGCAUCUGAAAAUGCACUUAAAGAUUUUUUUCAAUACCUGGAAAACGAAUCUGUGACAGAAUGAAAAUUGGCUGUGUGGUGUUUUAUCUAUGUUGUGUUGGUUCAUUGUAUUUGAUAAAAUACUCUAUUAUAUUUGUUACUUUUUUUGUUAAAGGGAAUGACUCCAUGUAAGGCAAUGAGGAUAAGUUUUGUUGCUCAUCCUUGAAAAUGUUGAGAGAAGUUGUUAUUGUGUGUGAAACAAAUGGGCAAGACACAAAUAGCUCAAUCUAGCUGAACUGGAAGACCCUGUAGUCAUGUGAUAUUAUGUGUAUGACUUUUUUUAUGAUGUGUAAAACCUAUACAUAGACAAUUUGUCUUUUGUAGCCGUGAUAUUAAUACAGAAAUUUGUAUUUGCUUUAGAAAAUUUUGACAAAUUAUAUUUUUAAUUUAUAUAGAGAAAUUCUACGCACUGAACUUAGUCAAUGAUUUGUAUUGAAAUGAGUGUAUGUGAAUGUAGAGGAGAUGACAUAUUUUAAGUGGAAAGAUUAGAACUUCAACUUCUUGACAGGCCUGAUUGUACAAUGUAUAAAAAAGAUGCAUCACUGGCAUUUCAAACGUACGUAAAUAGGUUCAAAAUAUUCAUGAAACCUCUUUGAUCGCAUUAGUCCUGAUAUGUUAGAGUUAUGGUUUCUUAAUUAAUGAGAUUACAAAUGACUGCAAAGUUGAUCUCUUCAUAAACUAGGACUUGCAGUUGAUUGAUUUUAGCUCUGAGGUGACUCCUAUGUUCUGAUGGAAAAUAUGAUUUGAGGUAAUCUAGGUUUGAACUUAUGCAGUGAACUUACUAGAGCACCAUUGACGUGAUGAGCAUCACAUUUGACUAAACCGUAGCACAGAACCAAAAGAUUUUCCGAGCUGGUUCAAAAGAAUCAUUAUUCUAUUUAGAAUAAUUUAGAGGUAGAAAAAAAAGUCUUCCUUAAAGAUUGUACUAAGAUUUUUAGUUUAAAUAUUGAAAAUAUUUAUAUGCAUGUAAAUCUUUUUGAUGAGUCAGACAUGGUACGUAGUAUUUUAAUUCCAAAGCAGAAAAUGUUUCUCUCUAUUAAGAAUGUGUUUGUACAUCCUUUUUCCAAAACUACAACUUGCAUAGUUUGGAUCAUGGAUUUGUGCUUGUAGGCCUACUUCAUCAUAAUUAAUCCCAUUAUAUGUAUGUUACCAUAGCAUAAAUGCUAAGUGCACUGGAAGUCAGCACCCAAAGAUUACUAUCCUUUGUGUUUUGAAUUUUGAUUUAUUCAUUAGACAGUUUGGCAAAAGCACGAAAGGUUUGAGGGUUCUUGUGAAUCGCACUCUCUAUUGACCUGCAGGGCACAUUUGAUGCUUCUGUAAAAUGGAACUAGAUCUUUGUGAGUUAAUGACAUGACAAUUUUUUAAAGUUCCUGUUGUAUAAUAAUAAGUAUCUCAUAAACAAAUACUCUUCACAAAUUACAAAUCAUAAGAAAAAUAAAUUUUUAUAGUCCUGUUGAUAGAAUGUCAAAUUAAAAAUAUGUUUUAAUUAAGCAAAGUGCUACUUGCGAAAUUUUUACUUGUACUGUUUGCAGCUAGAUUUAUCUUAGGUAGUUCAACACUUUCAUUUCAUAAAUUAGCGAAGGAGGACGUUCUAAUCUUUUCCCAGAAUGAGUCCCCUACAUAGUGUCAGUUUAAAUUGACAAAGCUGAACAUUUCUGUAGGAAAUACUAAAGCACACCUAAUCAGAUCACUGAGCGCAAUUUUUUAAUGUUAAAUUAUGGAAAAAUAUGAGGGACCAUUACAGAAACUGCAAAGCAGUACAGUAGGCGCAAGCUCAUGGUAGUUAUUUAUUUAUUACUCAUUAACCAGCUCAAUCCCAAUAGAGCGUACCAAGCACUGGAGUUGUACUUCUGUCUUGAAUACAAAUGUAUAAUCUAUUUUGUAAAUGUGUAUUUUGUGUGAAAUAUAAGGAGCAAUUACAGAAA